Penicillium egyptiacum is the source of this 3480-nucleotide messenger RNA. The record is from the annotation of a GenBank genome assembly. Lineage: Eukaryota; Fungi; Ascomycota; Eurotiomycetes; Eurotiales; Aspergillaceae.
AUGAUACCGUGGUCGUCAUUCGUUCAGAAGGCCCAGAGCCUGAUUGACCCUGCCAAUUUCAAUAUUCCCGCCCUAUCCUCGCCCGAUCAUAAUCCCUCCAAGGCAUCGUUAUUCCGGCAACAAUUCCGCCUCCCUGAUUCCCAGAACCCGCUUCAAGAGAUCACCGCCGAUCUCGUUCUACCACUGCCAAACUCCUCGACAAACCAAGGAGAUGGCUCCCGCCGCAUCGACCGGGCGGGAAACACAUACACCGGACGUCUGCAUCUGAGUGAACGUUUCAUCUGCUUUUCAACCCAGCCGACAAGCUUCGUUCCCUCUGCCACAGCAAGUGCCUCAACCACUUGGACUGGCCAGACGCAUGGCACUGGGCCAUCAGGCAAUGGAUUCAUUCUCCCGCUGUCCUGCAUAAGACGUGUUGAACGCCUUCAUAGCGCCAGUCAUGUUUUCUCCCUUGCGCUCACAACAUGGAAUGGCUUGCUCAAUAAGCAACAAGAACCCAACUUCGUCCCUCAACGCCUCAUAUUGCAGCUUGUCGGUAGCAGACAGGCCUGUGAGCGAUUCUGUGACACACUGAAAAAAGGCUUACGGGAAGGAAUGAAGGAAGUUGACAGCUUGCGGACCGUCGUCUCGGAUUGUUAUUCGGAAUAUCUGCUCUCAGGUGCAAAAGGAAAGGGACAAGAUGGGAAUGAGGCUGACACUCGUCAACCGCCAGAUGCGGGGCUUGGUCUGAUUUUCCGCUACCCUGGUGAUGCACGCAAGCUGCGUGAUCGCAGCAAGAUGAGACUAUGGGGCGAGUAUUUCAGAGGUAAAAGGACAUCUAUCUUUUCUUUGAUCGUAUUUCCGACAUCUGACCGAUAUCCACCAGAAAAUGGUCGCAAUGCCAUGUUGAUUCGCCAACCAACCUUCCACAAGCUAAUCAGGGUUGGUUUGCCAAACCGGUUACGCGGAGAAAUAUGGGAGCUUACAUCCGGUUCUCUGUUCCUUCGUCUGCAAUCUCCGAUGCUGUAUCAACAGACAUUGGCCAAAUUUGAUGGACAAGAAUCCCUUGCUAUCGAUGAGAUUGAGAAAGAUUUGAAUCGCAGUCUACCAGAGUAUCCUGGGUUCCAGAGCGAAGAAGGCAUUGGACGCUUACGAAGAGUUCUCACUGCGUACAGUUGGAUUGACCCGGAGAUUGGGUAUUGCCAAGCCAUGAACAUUGUGGUUGCCGCAUUGUUGAUAUAUAUGUCCGAGGCCCAGGCCUUCUUCCUUCUCUCUGCGCUGUGUGACCGUCUCCUUCCAGGUUACUAUUCAACAACAAUGUACGGCACACUACUCGAUCAGAAGGUGUUUGAGUCACUAGUUGAGAAAACAAUGCCAGUUCUCUGGGAUCACCUCACCAAAUCAGAUGUACAACUUUCUGUGGUAUCGUUGCCAUGGUUUCUCUCGCUCUACAUUAACUCCAUGCCGCUCGUCUUUGCUUUCCGUGUCUUGGAUGUGUUUUUCUUAGAAGGGCCAAAAGUCCUCUUCCAGGUCGGUCUUGCCAUUCUCCGAGUUAAUGGCGAGGAACUUCUCGAGACACAAGAUGACGGGUCGUUUAUCUCUGUCUUGAAGUCGUAUUUCUCACGACUGGACGAAUCCGCCCACCCGAGAUCAGAGAAUCCCAAGCUGCGAGCCAUUACUAGAUUCCAAGAAUUGAUGGUGGUUGCUUUCAAGGAGUUCUCUGGUAUCACUCACAGCACGAUCACUGAGACACGCGAAAAGCACAAGGGUGCUGUGCUAGAGAACAUCGAGACUUUUGCAAAGCGUACUUCUAUCCGAAACCUUGGACCCGAAAGCAAACGCCUGAGCGUGGAUGAUCUUGGAACGAUUUACGACCGCUUCUAUGAGACGCUGUACCAGUGGGAGCAACGCCAGAAAGUUAUCGAGGAAGAGACGAGGCGGCAAGAACGAAAGAACUCCCAACGCCUUUCCAUGCUUGCUCCUCCUGCGGAUACCCAAGUUGGCCGUGUUGGUCUUGGACCUAGCCCCACACAUAUGGAUUAUGACGCUUUCCGGGAGUUUUUAGCGGCGACAUCCAAAUGGGCGGUCGCUGACUCCCCUGGACCAUCAACGAAAGAAUCGUCAUCAGGGAAAUCGGCAUUGUGGGCGAACCGCAGGCAGCCGGCAGACCAUGAGUUCAUGCAACGCCUCUACCGCAAGUGGGCCACAAACCCCGAGGAGGGAUUGAAUCUCCAAAAUGUGGUGAAUGGUCUCGCCCGCCUGAAGGGAUCCCCUGACAUCAUGAAUAACAUCAACUACUUCUUCGACCUGUACGAUGACAGUGGAAAUGGCCAGGUUGAUCGUGAGGGGAUCCUCAAAAUCUCCGAGGCGCUGUUGUUUCUCUCCCGGCGUGGGUUUGAGGGCACGAUCACGGCCACUCCAUCUGUGGAAAAUCUCAACUCGAUGGCAGACCGCGACCAUGCUGAGAACUCGCUGACUACUGACGAGAAAUUCCUCGGUAGUGUCAGCGCAUUUAUCCGUCGCUGUUUCGAAUAUGCCGACCCCAGCCACCCAGAGCACCAGAAAACAGACCAGCAAGAUGCAACGGCAGAGGCAACUGAGAAACUAGACUCAUUUGCCAUUGGCGACGACGACGAAGAAGAAGACCUGAUUGACGUUGAUGAUGCCAAGCCCACCAACUCUCCAGCACCAGACGUAGCCACCCAGUUGGCCAAGUCUACCACCGCCGAAUUAGUCAGUCACAACCAAAACCACUCAACAUCUGAGUCUGCGAACCCGGCUCUCGACCCUAAUAAUCCCCUGCAUAUCACUCUCCCCACUUUCCGAAUGGUUAUCCUGGCCGAUGAACUUCUAGAGCAGUUCUUUGAAUCCUAUUUCCCUCAAUCUUUCCACCUAUCCGACCACCCCCACCCCGCGGCCCUGGCUGCAUCAUCCACAAUGUCGUCCAACCUCACAACUUUCUCCAACCUCGGCAGCAUCCGUUCCCCCGGACUAGCCGCAGGCUCAGCGCCCAUCGCCGGCGCGUCAGGAGGCAUCGUGCCGCCAGGCAAGGGCCUGCGCGGUGUCCUGGACAACAUCGUCUCCGACGGAAUCCGCAUGGCCGCCGAAGUCAAGAAGCGAAUGGACGAGGCACAGCGCGAUCUCGAGCGCAACGCUCUCGGCCGCGAGGAAGAUGAAGACGACGAAGACGAUGAAGACUAUCCCCGCCGUGAGAACACUGCCACCGCCAUUCCUGGUGGUAUCCCCAGCUGGGGCGCUGGCGCAUACGGUGCUGAUACCGAGCGCCGUAGCGUUGUCCGUGACGCUGACCGUGACCUCCUUGAAGGAGCUGAGGUGCUUGGCGGCGGAAAGGAAGAGAGAAAUUCUCUCUUGGACGGAAAGGAUGAUGUGAACCACGCUCCUCGCAAGGUGUCCAGCUCUGCGGCUUCCGCUAAGGGCGGUGGCUCUCCCACAGUCCGCGAUGGCGAGGUUAUCAGCAAGCUCGUCGAGUUUGAGUCAUGA